This is a messenger RNA of Spirodela intermedia, 392 nucleotides long. NCBI's taxonomy places the organism in Eukaryota, Viridiplantae, Streptophyta, Magnoliopsida, Alismatales, Araceae. The record is from the annotation of a GenBank genome assembly.
AUGGCCAAGCUGCAGUUAGCUGAGGUAGCGUUGACCCAUAGAGGCGUAUGCAGGCCUGAGACUGGCCUUGCAUGGGAAUCAGAAUCCUCACGGAAGAUGCUUCUCCAUAUGAGAAGUUCUGAUUCCUUGGCACAAUCAGGAACCCUUUUCAUUGCAUCACACUGACCAAAAUGAAUGAAUCUGAAUCAGUCCGAGGAGGUGUCCUCUAAACACAGGGAGAGAGAGGUAGAGAUAGAGAGAGAGAGAGAGAGAGCGAUGACGAAGAAGAAGAAGAAGAAGAAGAAGAAGAAGAAGAAGAAGAAGAAGAAGAAGAAGAAGAUGCUGAUGCUGAUGCUGAUGCUGAUGAUGAUGAUGAUGAUGAUGAUGAUGAAGACUCCAACAUACAUGAAUGA